Glycine soja is the source of this 1205-nucleotide messenger RNA. Its product is annotated as zinc finger protein ZAT5-like. The transcript has a single exon. The coding region runs from base 179 to 1072 and encodes 297 amino acids. NCBI's taxonomy places the organism in Eukaryota, Viridiplantae, Streptophyta, Magnoliopsida, Fabales, Fabaceae. The record is from RefSeq and is a predicted model, not a curated record.
GUUAGAAAACGCAAGUCUGGCAAAGCCAAAACGCGGUUGUACACUGUUCAAUUCACGGGGUGUUUUUCUUUUGCUUCUAUUACUUGAAACCUUUUCUCUCUCCCACCAACCACCAAUAUAUAUUAACCCCUCCACCCUCUUGAAUUCUUCACACAACAACAUCAAAAGCAGCAACAACAUGCAAGUCCAAGAGGAAUUACUUGUGGUUUCCAAGGAUCACACCCAAAUGAUGAUGAUCAAGGGCAAAAGAACCAAGCGUCAAAGAGCACCAUCCCCUCUUAGGCUAGCCAUGCCUUAUAAUUCAACCUCAAGUAAUAGUAGCACCAACAAUUCCAUUGAUAGUGCCACAACCUCCUUACCCUCUCCCUCUCCCACCAACAACACAAUUGAAUUUCGAGAAGACCAAGACAUGGCGAAUUGUCUCAUCCUUCUCGCUCAAGGCAGAUACCACGUGGCAGCACCAACGCCGCAUCACAACAAUAACAACAACGACGACGACAACCUCAAAAAGUCAACAAGCCUAUACCUUUACCAGUGCAAGACUUGCAACAGAUGCUUCCCUUCAUUCCAAGCACUUGGAGGACACAGAGCAAGUCACAAGAAGCCUAAGCAAAACGGCACCUUUUCAUCAGAAGCAGUUACUAAUUUCAUUGAAGAGAAUAAUGAUCGUUAUGACCCCACCACAAGUACCACCCUCUCUUUGAAAACACCAAAUGGUGUUAGUAAUUUGUGUGGCACCAUCACUGCCACAACAACAACAACAACAACAAAAGCUAAUAAGGUUCACGAGUGUUCUAUCUGUGGUGCUGAAUUCUCAUCAGGGCAAGCCUUGGGGGGCCACAUGAGGCGUCAUAGAACUCUUGUGAAUGCUUCUAUGACAACUUCUAUGAGGGGUGGAAAUGUUGUUGGUAGCAAUGAAUUUCAAGAAGCGAAGAAACCCUUGAAGUUGGACUUGAAUCUUCCAGCACUACCAGAGGAUGAUCAUCAUAGAGAAUCCAAGUUUUCGUUUCAACAAAGAGAAAAAAACGUUAUUGUCUUCUCUAAGUCUUCUUUGGUGGAUUGCCAUUACUGAAUUUGUGUAGUCUGUGUUUUUCUUUAAAUUAACCUCAUCACCAAGAACCUAUUUGUAUUCAGUGUUAAUUGCCUUACUUUUUAUUUUUAUUUGUUUCGUUUCAACUUGUAUAUAUGGUGAUUCUUUCCAUUUA